This is a messenger RNA of Mesocestoides corti, 4608 nucleotides long. Lineage: Eukaryota; Metazoa; Platyhelminthes; Cestoda; Cyclophyllidea; Mesocestoididae. The record is from the annotation of a GenBank genome assembly.
AUGGCUUGUCUUCGAACUUACAGGCCGAUACUGUUGAUCUUAUGGAUUACUGGAUCCAUAUCGAAUGCCCACCAAACAAUUGGACUAGGCGACAAUACACCCAAGGGCGCUGUGGUCGCUGGAAAUGUCCUUGGAGACCCGUUUAGCGUCUCCUCUGGUAGUCAAGAUGGUACAGUCACCUACGCACUGCUCAAAACCCCAGUAAACACCUACUUUCGUGUUGACGAGCGAACGGGUGAGCUGGUGACACGUCGGGUGGUUGAUCGGGACAUGUUGUGUCAUGACUCCGGUCUCUGCUGUGCCCACGCUUCCCAGGCCUCCCAGCUAUCGCGACUGAGCGCCACUCGGAGCGCUGACAAUGGAGAAUUGGGCACAGUGUGUGUGCUCAGGCUAGAUGUGGCAGUCACGGCGGGGCAUCAUCGGGGCUCGGUUCCUUCUACACAUCAGGUUUUCAUUGAAGUUAAGGAUGAAAAUGACCACGCCCCAACUUUCAUCGUUCCAGAACUUGAUUCGAAGGGCAUCCAUUACACGGAAACACUGAGAGGCCACACUAACGGUGCUGGCAAUCCGACUCCUUUGCUUAUCCUUAACAUCUCAGAAGCGGCUCAAGUGGGAACUCAUAGGCUGCCCCUUCCUCUGGCAACUGACCUUGACGCCCCUCCUUUCAACGUACAGAGAUAUGUCUUUGAACAAGGAAGAAGUCAGUCUUAUUCGUCCUCCACGUACCCUGAAAAGUACUUUAAGUUAGAGGUACAAAAGCGCGAGCCGAAUUCUUCACCUCAUUUCGAAACGGACGCACCAAUAACAGGUCUCAGUCUCCUACUUAUCGCACCGCUUGAUCGUGAAAGCCAUCAGCUAUUCGAAUUCCGAGUGCUGGCGAUUGACGGAGGCUCACCAACUCCUCGUACAGGAACAUUGUCGGUUAGAAUUAGGGUGACUGAUGUGAACGACCACGAGCCAAGUUUUGAACGUUCUACUUAUGAAAUCAGCGUGGAGGAAGGCCACGUCUCAGACGACAAGCCCAUUCUUAAGGUUGUAGCUCGUGACGAGGACGAGGGUGUCAACGCCCAAAUACACUACUCCUGGUUCCACGAUUACGAGCGCUUCGGUCCAGACACCAAACUCCUGAGCCGCCUCCUCACUGAUGAGGAGGUAGCCGCAACGCUCGGGAGUCCAGUCUCACCGGAGCGACUGGCUCGGCUGCAGGCUCUGCCCACGUUUUGGUUCAGACUGGAUGAACGCACUGGCGAGAUCUUCGUGCAUCGGCCCCUGGAUUACGAAGUCAAACGGGGCUUUGUCUUCACGGUGCUUGCAACAAACCCCGAUGUUAACGACGACGGUUCAGGAGGUGGAAGCUCUGCCAAAAAGCCACCAAAAAACUCUUCGUCCACAACUAAAGUGACAAUUAAUGUCAUUAACCUGAAUGACGAAGCACCCCAAAUCAGCAUAGAUUACGUUACCAAUAGUGAAGCCGUGAAGCACAAGCAAGUGAUGGAGAAUGGCUCGCCGGAUCAUUUCAUUGCUCUGAUUCGUGCUACCGACGCCGACGCGGGCUCUACAGGGGCAGUCUCUUCGCCCGAUGAUCCAUACAUACCCCAAUCAUCGGAAUUCGUUUUCGAGAAUGCCCACGGGGGAGGAAGAAGGAUGAACUUUCACCGAACCCCGCAAUCUACCACUGGAGGUCACGUGACUUGUGAGCUUGCAAGCCACGAAGAGAAUUACACACUCACGCUGAGAGGCCAAGUUGACACCGCCACCGGAGGCAGUGAGUAUGUCCUUAAUACAAAGACUCCUCUCGACAGGGAGCGAGAACACAGACAGUUUAUAACCAUCCGCUGUCAGGAUGAUGGUUCACCAUCGAAAACUUCAACUGCUACCGUGGAGGUUGAGAUACUGGACCAAAACGACUGUGUACCAGAGAUAACUGUCCACGCACGAGUUCCGACAUCACACAGGGCCCACCAGUCCGCUAUUGUCUCCCCUUUUCCACGAAGCCGCCUUGCAAACAUCUUUCAAAAGUCGUUUCCUGAUUGGCCCGUUUUACAGGGGUCGCCCUAUGCUGAGCACCCAUUAGUCAAUGCAUACGAAGCAGGUAUACCUGUUGUUUUGGUAAGUGUGUCGGAAAACCGGCCCCCAGACACGGUUGUUGCUUCCCUUCGCGGCGCUGACGCGGACGCCGGGGAGAACGGGCGGGUGGCCUACCGCAUCCUGAAGGAGGACCUCCGGUUGCCUCGCGUCGCUCCUGGCCCCCUUUCGGCAGACCGACGCCCCGGUCGGUACCCCGAGGUCGCCCUCGACUACAACCUCCCGCCUGUUCUCAUCCGCUCGGACACCACCUCGAUAGAUCUGUUGAAGAUGGAGCCCAACGGAGAUGUAACCACGACCAGGAUGAUUGACCGGGAACAGUCUUCACCCAUACGAGAUGAGCUGUACCUCUUUAUAGAAGUUUACGACUGGGGUCUGCCAGCCUCUCUCACAUCCUACGUUUUGUUGGCAAUUGAAAUCAAGGAUGACAACGAUAAUCCUCCCGUGUUUUUUCUCACACAAAUUAACUUUUCUGCACUCGAGAACAGCUCUGCUCCGCAACGCAUUGGAGAGAUCCUGGUCUACGACGCUGACGCUGGAGCUCCCAUGGAGGGAUAUCACGACGUUUCCGACUCUCAUCCUUCCCCACCACGUGUCAGUGAACGACCACAGUAUAUAAUCAACCUUAUUAUCAACCCUGGACACGGACUGCUAGAUUUGCCUUUUGAAAUCGUUCCCACAAAGAAUGGACGCUUCUUCCUAAAUGUCACUCGGACCUUAGAUCGUGAGGAGGAGGAGAUGUUUCGUUUUAACCUCCAGGCGUCGGACUGUGGGGGAUCCUCACACCAGUGUUACACGGCUACCGCCACUGUUAUUGUCUCGGUGGUCGAUGUGAACGACAACGCCCCCGAGAUUAUCUUUCCUAAACCAGCCACCGCAACUACUCAUGUCCAUUCCCUUUCCUAUCUAGAACAGCCCGAUACCGAAAUUCUAAGCGUCAAUGCAAAUGAUAAGGAUUCUGGGGGAGACAAUGGAAAGUUCUUUUUUGAGCUGGGUCCAGUUCCGUCAGUUCCGUGGGCAGAUCCCUCGAAGUUAGCGAGGACGGCGCUUGACGGGGACUUGUUUAAAUUGGAUGCGGUAAAGGGUCUUUUAAAAACACAACGACGAAUGACCGAAGCCGAUUUAGGGGAGCAUUGUCUGCAAUUAGUAGUUCGUGAUCUUGGAAGCCCUCCACGAGAAACACGCCAAGUAAUUCGGCUUGUUGUGGAUCGCUCCCCACCUCAAUUCGCCUCGAGCAUUCGCUUUGCAGCAAAUCCUAAAGAGUCGGCGUCUUCGGGGGCUUAUUCUGCCAGUAGCGCUGUCGGUCAAAUCUAUCAACGCCAAGGUGACUUCAACGGGAGUAGUCGAAAUAUCUCUGAACUUGUGCUGGUUGUUAUUAUAAGCUUGAUGGUGGCCGGUUUCGUUGUACUCAUUGUGCUUCUCUUCCACCUAAGACGUCAUCAAAAGCUUUUUCCAUGUCUUCCUGACUUUUGCGCGGUGUUCCAGAGGGGAGUCUCGUCCGCAAACCCAUACAGCAGCCCGGAGUACGUAAGCAGGUCAAAGAACGUAAAAGAUGCGUGUGCAACAGGCGUGAAAGAUCUGGUGCUGCCCGGUCGCAUUGAAGUUUCCCUACCUCCUCCUUCUCUUCCGCCGGGGGCCUCCGGAGAGUUCGUCAUUACUGGUUCCAAGUGUCAGCAUGCACGCGGCGGUAGUGCUGGGGGCGGCAGCGGCUGUGGCGCUCUUGUCUCACUUGAAAAUGAAAGUUCGUGGUGUCUCACGUCUGCCGUUGAUGGUCGUGAUUUUUGUGAGCGGCCUCCAAAGCCCUACACGGAAUGCUACCACGUGGAUCUCCCGGUAAGCCAAGCGCCACAAUCGUCUCGAAUGGUGUCGAUCCCCACAGGCACGUUUAGGCCCAUUAUGUCACCUAGCGAGGAAAUCUCCAGGUCAAAACCCAACUUCUGCAAUAUCUCAGCAAUGGGUUUUCACCCAGCCACAAUUUCUCCAGUUCACCGGUCCGAUCUUUUCGGUACAUCUGAUCGAUAUGGCGAAUCUGUACACCUACCAUCACUCUACGUCCAGUCACGGGACAUCGUUGACCCCCAUCAUUAUCAAUCUCUCGUGCCCAUCAUUCAAUCCGCUGCUGAUGCUGUGGUGGUCCGCUAUCCAGACGUCCCUCAACAACGUCAAAAAACAAAUCGGACGAAGCUCGCAAGCAAUUCUACACCUUCACAAGGCAGCUGCGACUUUUUAACCUUCUCAGGCAGCCUUGGAAGCAAUCAAGUUGCGAAAAACUCAAACCAUUACAAAUCUGAACCAGAGCUAGCUGUGUGCGACAGUCUUGAAACUAAUGCCGAUAACGAGCUGGUCGCGAUCGGCAAUGACGCCUUGUCGGAACAUUACCCCAGACUUAAAGCCAAAUCGGUUAUUGUGAGUCAACAAGGGAGAUCUACCCUGGCAACAGAUCAAGGGAUAGGCACUUCAUUUCAGCAGCCCGUUGAAAAUUAUGCCAUUUCUUUCCCCAAACCACAGGCUAGUUAUGUUUGA